CUCUCUCCUCUCCUCAGAGAGCCCGCACCGGCGGCCCCCGGCGUGGGACGCGCCCGCGGCGAGGAGCUGCGGCCGGCAGCCCGUGUUCCCCCUCGCCCAUGGCGGGGCCGCGGGACCCCGCGGAGCGCUGCUCCUGCCGCAACACCGACUGCGUGGAGCGGCCGCUGCGGCGGCUCUUCGAAGGGCUGGCGAGCGGCGUGGCCGCCUGCCCCUGGCCCUUCGUGCUGGUGCCGCUGCUACUGUCGGGCGGGCUGGGCGCCGGGUUCCUCUUCCUGCCGCAGCGGCAGGCGAACGACAUCGAGGGGCAGUUCACGCCGACGGGGGGGCCCGCCAAGGCCGAGCGCGACUUGGUGCGGCGGCACUUCCCCACCGACGACUCGCAGCGCUUCUCCGCCCCGCGGCUGCCCACCGAGGGCGCCUACGCCGCCCUCAUCGCCGUCGUGACCAACGGCACCUCGGUCCUGCACCCCACGGCGUGGGCAGAGGUGCUGCGGCUGGACGAGACCGUGCGCGACGCCAACUACGAGCGGCUCUGCGCCCGCAGCAACGGCAGCUGCGCCAGCCCCAACCCGCUGCUGUCGCGGAGAGGCCAUGAGCGACCGCCCGCCCCGGGGAGCCUCCAGUUCCCCGUCAACGGCAGCGUCUUCCUGGGGGCCGCGCUGGGCGGCGUGGACACGGAGGGCGAGCGGCUGCUGUCGGCGCGGGCCCUGAAGCUGGUGUAUUACCUGCGGGAGGACGGCCCCGAGGCGGAGGACAGCCGGCAGUGGCUGCAGAGCUUCCUGCGGAACAUCUCGUCGAAGCUGAGGGAGUUGGACCUCAGCUCCAUUCAGGUGACUUACUUUACAUCGCUGUCCAGACAACAGGAGUUUGAAGGAAAUACCAAGAGCGUGAUUCCGCUCUUCUCCGUAACAUAUUUCUUGACAAUAACCUUUGCAAUCGUCUCUUGCUUAAGACUGAGCUGUAUAAGAAAUAACGUCUGGCUUGCCUGCUGUGGAGUGGUUUCUGCCGGCUUAGCUGUGUUAAGCAGCUUUGGAUUGAUGCUCUUUUGUGGAGCGCCGUUUGUGGUCACUGUAGCAAAUGCACCAUUCCUGAUUCUGGGAGUUGGCGUUGAUGACAUGUUCAUCAUGAUCGCUUCCUGGGAACAAAGUUCAAGGAAAAAAGAGAAAUCCAAUGUUAAAUCUCUGCUGGCUGAGACUUACUCAGAGGCAGCACUUUCCGUGACCAUCACCACUCUCACGGAUGUUUUGGCCUUCUUCAUUGGCACCUGGACUGCUUUUCCAUCCGUGAGAGCUUUUUGUCUCUAUACUGGCACUGCUUUUGUCUUCUGUUAUGUAUAUACCAUGACCUUCUUUGGGGCAGUUCUUGUAUUAAAUCAUAAAAGGGAGCAAGGAAACCGACACUGGCUGACUUGUAUGCGUGUGGGAGUAGAUCAAGAUCAGGCUGAGAAGUCCUGCUUGUACAAUGCUUGCUGUAUCGGCAGCUGUUCCAGGCAGUCCUCUGAACAUCCAAUGAGCAUAUUCUUUAAAGAGUAUUACGGGCCUUUUUUUACAAAUAAAUGGAUCAAGCUACUCGUGGUGUUGCUGUACGGGGCAUAUUUGGGUGGCAGUGUUUACGGGUGUACUCAGAUCAGGGAAGGCAUUGAUCUUCGAAAUCUGGCUAAUGAUGACUCAUAUGUUAUUCCAUACUAUGAUGAUGAUGAGGAAUACUUCUCGACAUAUGGACCCAGGGUCAUGGUUGUCAUUACUGAAAGGGUAGAUUACUGGAAUGAGACGGUUCGUCAAGGCAUUGAGGAGUGUGCACAGAAUUUAGAGAGCAUUUCCUACAUAGAUAAGACCCUGUCAGAGUCAUGGCUGAGAGUAUACACAGUACUCGCUGAAAGGAGUCACAUAAAUAUAAACACUAAGACUCAGUUCUUUAAUAACCUACUUGUACUGUUCCAAUAUGAAAGCAACUUUGCGUGGGACAUGAACAAGACUCGGGAUGAAAUAGAAGCUUCGCGUUUCUUUAUCCAGACAGUGAACGUGACCACGGCGGUUGCUGAGAAGAAUCUUCUCAAUCAGUUAAGAGAGACAGCCAGGCAGUGCAGUAUUCCACUGAAGGUGUAUCACCCAGCGUUCAUCUACUACGACCAGUACCUGGUAAUAGUGCAGAACACCGUUCAGAACGUUGUCGUUGCUGCCGGGGCAAUGCUCGUUGUCUCUCUUCUGCUCAUUCCCAACCCGCUGUGUUGCCUGUGGGUGACUUUUGCUAUAGCUUCUGUUAUAGUUGGUGUUGCCGGUUUCAUGUCUUUUUGGAACGUCAAUCUUGAUUCCAUAUCCAUGAUCAACCUGGUCAUUUGUAUCGGGUUUUCGGUAGAUUUUUCUGCUCAUAUUUCCUAUGCCUUUGUUACAAGUGGAGAGUCAUCAGCCAAUAAAAGGGCAAUCGAAGCUCUGUCCCUGCUUGGCUACCCGGUAUUACAAGGUGCAGUUUCUACUAUAUUAGGAGUCGUUGUCCUGGCUGCAGCAAAAACCUACAUCUUUAGGACCUUUUUCAAGAUCAUGUUUCUUGUCAUUUUGUUUGGUGCUCUUCAUGGUCUUGUUUUCAUUCCAGUGUUUUUAACAUUUUUUGGAAAAUUUGACACAUCAUCCCACAAUACGAAAUCCAGCAACAGAUCACCUCACAAUACCACGUCUGAAAAGCAAGAGACUAGGUUUAGAAGUGAUAAAGACUGCCCGUGAAUAAGUUAAACGGAAAAUAUUAUAUA
Messenger RNA from Empidonax traillii (willow flycatcher), 2743 nucleotides. It is a transcript of the gene PTCHD3, whose product is annotated as patched domain containing 3. Gene Ontology annotation, cellular component: membrane. The record is from RefSeq and is a predicted model, not a curated record. NCBI's taxonomy places the organism in Eukaryota, Metazoa, Chordata, Aves, Passeriformes, Tyrannidae. The coding region runs from base 99 to 2717 and encodes 872 amino acids. The transcript has 5 exons.